Tetranychus urticae (two-spotted spider mite) is the source of this 1234-nucleotide messenger RNA. Its product is annotated as dermonecrotic toxin StSicTox-betaIB1i-like. Gene Ontology annotation, molecular function: phosphoric diester hydrolase activity. Gene Ontology annotation, biological process: lipid metabolic process. Lineage: Eukaryota; Metazoa; Arthropoda; Arachnida; Trombidiformes; Tetranychidae. The record is from RefSeq and is a predicted model, not a curated record.
UGAUGAUAGAGAGAAAGAGAGAUUGAGGACUUCUCCCUCAACUCAUCUUCCUUUCUCAUUCGGUUUUAGUCAAUCCUUACCUGUUUUGGACCUUUUGUAAAAGUUUUAAGAAACAACAAACCAACAGCAAUGAAACUAUUUUUUUCAAAUUGUUAUUUAACAAUUCUUUUGGCAGCCCUGUUACCCAUCAUUCGUGGUGCUGUGAGACCGAUUUACAACAUUGCUCACAUGGUUAACUCCAUCAAAGAGAUUGAUCUUUAUUUGAAACGCGGUGCCAAUGCAAUCGAGGCGGAUGUUUCUUUUUCGCUAAACGGAACAGCACUUUACACUUUUCAUGGAUAUCCUUGUGAUUGUUUCCGACACUGCACUGAACGAGAAGAUAUUGAAACCUAUCUAGCUCACGUCCGAGAUAUAACAAAACCAGACAAUCCAAAUUACAAAAAACAAUUGGUGCUUCUUUUUCUCGACCUCAAGAUUUCCUCCUUACCUGCUUCUGUCAAGGCCAACGCUGGAAGCGAUUUAGCCCGGAAAGUGGUGCCAAGUUUAUUUGAAUAUGGAAAAACAACAUCACAAAUAAAGCUUCUAUUGUCCAUUGGGCAUGUUUUUGAUUAUGAUUUUGUCCUGGGAUUCCAAAAUGAAUUGGAAAGCAGUAAAAUGGACCAUCUAAAUGAUAAAAUCGGUUGGGAUGUUGGUAUGAACGACAAGAUUUCUGAUGUAAUUGCAAUGUGGCAACGGAUUGAGAUUGUUGAAAAUAUUUGGCUUGGAGAUGGUUGCUCAAACUGCAUUUCUCCUUUUUAUAAUCUCGGGAGGUUGAAUGAAGUUGUAUCUCAAAGAGAUUUGAGGAGCGGUAUGGUUCCAGAUCCAGUGAUUGAUAAAGUUUAUCAUUGGACAAUUGAUUUUCAUAAUAAUAUGAGAUCUUCUCUCAAAUUUGGUGUUGAUGGAAUCAUAACCAAUCAUCCAGAGAGGCUUUCUGCAAUAAUUAAAGAACCCAACUACAGAUUUAAAUAUAGAUUAGCCACAAAAGAAGACGAUCCAUGGGAAAGAAUCCAAUCAGAUCCGGAAGAGAAACCAGCUCCAAGUGCCAAUGAACUGCAACCAGUCAGUUUGCGAGUAGUAACAAGCGCUUCAGAUAUGUUUAUAUCAUUUACAAAAUAUUUAAGAGAUUUUGUUUUCCUUCGGUUACCUAUUUAUCACAAUGCAUCAGUAAGAGCAAUAAAAUAAAUUAUAUUAUUAC